AUGGCGGCUUCACGGCAUUCGCUGUUGAGGGGUGCAUGCGCGGAAUCGAGGGCUGCAAAUCGAAGAAAUCUGGCACACGGGGCGGGAGAUUCUGUGCCCGAAUCUCUUUCUUUUUCUGUUCUUCGGAAGCUCUGUCGGACACGGAAAGGCCUCGACAGGAUCUUGCAGGUUUACCAGACCCAUCAGGCUUCGUCUAAUUCUUCUCUCGCGUCUUCUUCCUCUUCUUAUCGUCCCUCUCCUGCGUAUCCGUUUCGGAAUGGUGAUCCAGGAGAAAGCCUCAUAUGCUCUCCCGACGCACUGGCAUACGUCGCGCACGCCCUGUGUCAUGCACAACUUGCCAGGUCUCCUUCCUCUUCAAAAUCCUCUUCGCCAUGUCAUUCUUCCUCUUCGAAGUCCUUCUCUCCAUCGUAUGCUCUGAAGCGGGCGCAGCUCCUUCGAGGACGCAGGACGGUAGGCAACCCGCCAGCACAAGGGAGACAAAACGAGCACAACGCAGCCGUAACAGAUGAGAUUGACAAAGCGUCACUUGCGCCGCAUUGCUACUUGCCUUCUCAACCCUCCGCUCCCAGCUUUCCUUCGUCGUCUCCAUCUCUCUCUUCGUCCCCAGCUGUUUCUGCCUGUCCAUUUUCUCCAUCGUCGCGUUCUUCUCCUUCAGCCUCUUCUUCCGCCUGUUCUUCCGCUUCGUCUGCCGCCUCUUUUUUCGCCUCGUCUACCACUCGUUCCUCAACCGGCAAGCGCUCUCUGGUGGACACAGACGAAACGAAGGAGGAAAAGGCGAAUGCCUCUGAAGACGGCGGAAAGGAAACACAUCAGAGCGAGGUCCGGUCUCGAGAGGAUGAGAGGGCAAGAGAGCUGGAAGUGAAUGCUUCCGCUCUUUUUCGGCUACGUGGCUUCUCGCAGGCAUCGCCUGCGGCGUGUUUAUCCUCCCUCGCGACGCAUUUCCUGGUUGACCACGCCCUGAUUCUAAUCGAUAAGGAUCAUUCACUCGAGCGAGGAGCACAUCUGCCUCUUGUUCCCGAUUCGUCGUCCUCUCCUUCUUCUCCACCUCGCUCGACUUCAGCGCGUCACGACUCCUCUCCUUCUCUUCCUCCACCCUCCUCGGACCCGCCUGCUGCCUCGCGGCCUUCGCGGUCCGGCUCGUCGUUCUCUCCAGCGAACUACGCCUUCUUGCUCUUCGCCCUGUCCUUCUCGCCCUCGCACAGCAUCAGCGGUCGAGCAGCGCUUGGCCUGCUUCGUCCUCUUCCCGUGCUCCUUCCGCAGUUUUCCCUUCUCGACGUCUCUCAGGCUGUCGCCUUCAUGACACAGUUGCCGCGUCUCCUGGAGAAGGAGACAAAACGAGGCGUCGCGACAGCUUCCUCCUUGAGCUUGGCUCGUGGCCUUCGAAACCAACCGACGUACAGGGUUGCCGUCUCUCCUGGAGCUCCGAUCCUCACUGUCUUAUCCUCUCCUUCCGCAGCAUCCCCUCCGCUUACACCAACCUCGUCAUCGUCGCCGUCUCUCGCGUGUCGACCUCCUGCUGCUUCGUAUCAGGCCUCUGUGUCCCUGUCUCAGAGACACAAGUCGGGGUCUUCUGUCUCACUGGACUGGUUUCUUUCUCGCGUCGCUUCUCGACUCUAUUCGUACUCUUCGCCUCUUCUCCCUUUCGAUCCCACGUCUCCACAGGCGCCCGUCGAUGCGCUGAAGCACGCCACCCUCAUUCUCUCGGCUUUCUCCAGCGUUCACUACGCUCUGAAGCCCGCUCUGCUCUCUCUCUUUCUCUCGUCGCUCUUCCGAACAAGCUCAGCUUGUCAUGGGGCACACGCGGACAGUUCCCUGCUUUCUCUCUCGACAGGUGGUCCUUGCUCAUCCCAACCCGUUCUGGAACCGCGCGCGUUGCAGGCAAGCCCGCAGGGCGGACAGGAUCCACAAGGCAUCGGUAGUGGAGAACAAGACAAACUCCAACCUGCAGAGAGGGGCGGAGAUCUGCGCGAAGCGGGUGAAGAGAGAAAGAGGCCAUCUUCAAUUUCACAGCCGGCUUCCGCGUCUGGGACUACCGGCAAACUCGAACGAGGCGCCCCGGAACCCUCGCGACAUCCUGCGUCCUCUCCACCCUCGUUUCCCACUCCUGGGACACGUUCCCAAGUUCUACGAGCACCUUGGCGAAUCGCAGGCGAAACGCUUCCCUUGCCUGUGGCUGCGAAAUUUUUCCUCGCUUUGGCAACUCAGUGUGCGUUCCAGGCCCAUGAACUUGUGGGGAAAAGACACCAAGUGAGUCACAGAUCCAUCUCGCCUGGCGACGCGUCUUCUGGAUUUUCGACAUCGCCUUCAGUUCCCCAGUCCUCACCAUCUUCCCUCCCCGCCUUUGCCCUGUCCUCGGCUUCGUGUCUGUCGUAUGCCGCUCCCGGUUCUCUUUCCUUCUGUCCUCCCUCUUCCUCCUCUCCUCCGUCUUCCUCCCCUCCUCCCUCUUCCUCCUCUCCUCCGUCUUCAGCUUCCUCCGCCUCACCCUCUUACCCCUCAUCCUUUCCUCCGCCUUCUUCGUGUGCUUCUCCUCCAUUCUCUUCUGCCUCCGUUUCUCUGACCUCGUCUUCUUUCUCUCGUCCUUCCGGCAUCUGCUAUGCUCACCAGUGCGCAGAGAGCACCCCUGCGUUUAUGGAGAGCGUGGCUGGUGGUGUCGCUGCCUCCUUGGCAGCGUCAGUCGAAGAGCGGUGCCGUCUGGUCCGCACCCCCUCUCAGAAUCGAGACAUUUCCGAAACUCAGACACAAGAGACAAGUCAAGUGCUUCUGCAAAUGGAGGCAUUCAUGCGCCAUCUCCUGUCUUCAGUCACUCUGGAGCCAGUGCUGGGCAUUGAUGGCGAGGCGAUGGCGGACUGUGUCGAGGCGUGUGCAAUCCUCGACGUUGCCCUCACUGCGCUUCACGGUUCAGUGCGCUCCUCUGUGUCCUCUUCCUCUCACGAGAGAAGUUUCCUUCAGAGUCCGUGUGGUCUCGUCCCCGGUUUCGUAUCGUCUGCCGAGCCUCCUCACUCUCCAGCUGCCUCGCCCGUACUCUCGGGUGUCAUGCCUUCGCUUCCCUCUUCAAACGAUUCGAUACCUUCUUCUCCUCGCGUCUGUCCCCUCGCUCUCUCCUCAUCCUCUGACGCUUCGCCUUCACAAUCUCCGUCUCCGUCCUCUUUGGUGGAGCCUCGUCAGGGCGCGGAAGGCAGUUUCUCCAACGCGUGCGUGCCAGGUGAAGCGCCAGGGGGAGGCCUCAGGCACAGGCAGAACGAGGAAGAAUGCAACGCUGUGUGGCUGGAGAGAGUACGAGAGAAACUCGCGGAAGCAGGCAUGUUGCUGAGUCGGAAUGCUCGGCCGCAUCGGCGCCAGAAACGCGCCUUCCAGUCAAAAACUACGGAGUCUUCGCGCGAUGGAUCCGAGGUUCCGCCCUCUCCCAGUGUCUCUCCACCCCCCUCUUCUCCUGCGCUAGUCGACUCGCCCUUGCCUUCCUUUCGCUCUGCAGCGUCUCCUUCUGCCUGCCCGUCGCUCCCUUCCGUUCCUUUGCCGCACUUCGAGUCAGACUCCCCUUGCCACCGUUGGCCCUCCUUCUGUUUUCUCCCGUUUCUUCGUGGACGCGUGCACCUGCGUCUGGCGACGACGCCGGGUCUUCUUGUUUCCCUCUUUGCUGCGUGGGCCCACGACCCCAGAUGGUCCACGUCUGCUCUGGUCCAUCUUCUUCUCACGGCGUCUUGUCUCCAGUCUUCCCCUUCCUCUUCCGGCGCUUGCUGGUCUCCACAGUCUCCCAGUUCCGUUCCCUCUACGCAGGCGAGUGGCCUGCCGACGCAGCAAGCGAGACGGAAGGCGACGGAGCGAGACAACGCGAAAACGGCAGGCGCGACAGACGAAGGCGCUGAGGAAGGAGUCGGUGCGGGACAGCAACGGAGUCUGCGCGAUGCCUGUGUCGUACCGACUCACAGAGGGGUUCGGGAGAGAUCCGCGGAAACGUGGAAGCCGGUCGAAGCGAAGGACAGGUGUAACGAAGCGGAUGAGGGAGACGAGACACUACACUCUCUAGAUACCCAGAGAGCGCCUCUACUACGCAGCGGGGCUCUGGUCGCGCUCUUCAGUCACAUCUCCCAUCGGCUGAGAGGGGAGGACGGAGACGAACCGAGCAAGCUUCAGCGCCAACAAUGCAUGCGCUCAGGGACGGGGGAUGACGACUUCCGCGAAAGACAAAGAGAGACGGUUCUACGAGAGGGAAAGAAGACGAGUGACUCUCCGCGACCCCUCAUGAGGUUGCAAUGUGCUCGAGGGACACACGAUUCCUCUGCGUCUGGCUGCGCCGUGCCCCGUUCGUCUUCGGGCUCCUCGUCUUCGGCGCCUGUCUCCUCGGCUGCUUCAUCCUAUGCUCCCAUGUCUCCACCUCGCGGGAAACACGGCCACAAGCAGAAAACAGCUUUCGUCCCUACAGAGCUUGGUCCCCUCCUCUUGAGCAUGCUGUGCGUGCGGUUCACGUUCCACAGGUUGUACCCAACCUCUUCCUCCCUCCUCUCCUCUCCUUCACUCUCGUCUGUGUCGGCAUUGUCCUCUACGUCGUCCGGAACGGCGUCCGCUUCUUCGGCUGCGUCCCCCUCCACGUUGGCUUCCUCUGCUCUCGCAGCUUUCUCCGCUUCUUCCCCCUGUGUGUCUGCUCACAGCUAUCCAACCCAUUCGUUUUUCACUGUGGGCUCCACGCUUUUCCCGCGUUUCUCUUCCGCACUGUGUGUUCCUCCCUUUCCCACCUCCUUUUCUUCUCCAGGCUCGUCUUGUUCUCUUGGCGGUACAUCGGGCUUUUGUGGCACAGUCCUCUUCUGCGACUGCCGCCCUUUCCCGCGGCUUCUGCCGUGGCUCCUCGCCUUCCCGUUUCUCCUUUCUCAUCCUUUUCCCUUCCAGCGCUUCGCGUUUGUCAUCGGCUUUUACCGGUCACACUCACUGCAUCGACCGUUUCAUCUCCUUCUUUCUCCGCUGCUUCCUUGCCGCGGGAACGGAACUGCCUGGGGUCAGAGGCUGCAGUCCAGUGCUCGUCCUCAUCGCUGGAAAGGUUCGUCAUAUCUCGGAUUUCUGAGAUCCUAG
Messenger RNA from Neospora caninum, 5061 nucleotides. RefSeq lists its product as hypothetical. The transcript has 2 exons. NCBI's taxonomy places the organism in Eukaryota, Apicomplexa, Conoidasida, Eucoccidiorida, Sarcocystidae. The coding region runs from base 1 to 5061 and encodes 1686 amino acids. The record is from RefSeq and is a predicted model, not a curated record.